AGGGAAAUGUCUGUGCAGCCCGGACAUGGCCGGGGGGGGGGAGCAGGUGACCCCCGAGGAGCGGGGAGAGAAAGGGGGGGGCUGAGAUCCCCUCGGAUUUACCGCUGCCCCCCCGUGGGGACCCCCCUCCUCUCCCGUCCUGCCCCCUUUCUCCCUAGAGAGCAACGAGCAGCACCCAGGGUGACCCCCCCUCCCCCAAACCCCUGAGAAGUUCCCUGUUCCCCUCCCCCCAUUGUGCCCCAUUUUCUCUCCCCUUCGCCAAUGGCCAGUUCAGAUCUCAGGUUUGGGGUGUUUCCCCCAUUUUCACCUGCAGGGAUUUGUCCUUGUGCGGGUGGGAAAUGGUUCCCCCGAGUGAUUUCUGAACUGGGCAGAGGCUGGGGGGCCCUGAGACAGGGACACCUCUGGGCUGGGCUGGGGGGGCCCUCUCUGCUGGCAACAGGGCGUGGGAAGGGCCAGGAAGGGGAGGGAGGAGCAAGUGUCCCCCAUGGAGACGGCCCAGCCCCAGGCUUCCCUGUCCCAGCUACUCCCCCCCCCAGCACCUGCUAGUCACAUUCCCAGACCCCACAGCCAGUGACCUUCGGACCCCAGCCCCCUCCUUCCCCCUGUGAAACCCCCAUCACCCAGGCCUCCCCCCCGGCCCUGUGAAUGUGGGGGAAGGGGAAACCAUCCCAUUCUGCCGUUGACUGAAUAUCGCUGUAUAACACCCCCACAUUUCUCCCCUUUUCCCUUGAACUGUUGAACGGUGACAGAAAAUCUCCCCCGAUGUUGGCGCUUCUCCCUUAUAUUGGCAAAUAUUUAGUUUGUGCCCCGUUUUCUGCUCACGGCUGAAAUACUGAUCUCAAAUGCUUGGAAACCUUCCCGCUUUUCUCCCCAGGUGUCUGACUGAGGUCAGGGCCCUUAUCUGUACUGAGCGUGGCUCAGGCCUGGCCUGAGAUCAGGUCCCCCAGGGUGCCGGGCACUGCACAAACCCUGACUGAGUUUGGGGCACUCGUUGUGCCAGGCUCUGCAUCAACACCAGGUGAAAUCAGGCUCCCGUUCUGCCAGGCCCCGCAGAGACCCCAAGUGAGAUCAGACCCCACUGUUGUGCUAGCUAAAACUGAGACCUGGACCGAGAUCACAGCCCCCCUUGUGCCAAGCAGCGACGGCUGCGGCCCAGAUUGCUGGCUCCAUUGUGCUGGGCGCUUCAGAGACCCUGACUGAGAUGUGUGUCCCCAUCCGGCCUGGCCCUGCACUGACCCCGACCCAGAUCACCCCCCACCACUGUACUGGGCACUGCACGAACCCUAACAGAGAUCCUGCUCCCACAUUUUGCCAGAUGUUGCAGGGACCCCAAACAACAUCCGGGAUCCUGUAAUGCUGGGAGUUGCAGAGGCCCUGACUGAGGUCAGGCCCUUGUUGUGCCAGACUCUGCACAGACACCGACCAAGAUCAGGGUCCCUGUUGUGACAGGUGCUGAACAGACACCAAGAGUAUCUCUGCCCUGCCAUUAAAACCCCCAGCUGGCCCAUGCCAGCUGACUCAGGCUCACAGGGCUCAGGCAAAGGGGCUGUUUAAUUGCAGUGUAGAUGUCUGGGCUCAGGCUGGAGCCAGGCUGUCAGACCCCGUGAGGUGGGAGGGUGCCAGACCUUGGGCUGCAGCCCCAGCUGGAACAUGGACACCACAAUUAAACAGCCCUGCAGCCUGAGCCGUGUGAGCCCAAGUCAGUGGGCACAGGCCAGCCGCCGGUGUCUGACUGCAGUGUCGACAUGCCCACAGGGACAGAGAGGCCUUGUCACAAAAAGCUGAAAGGCUAAAUAGGCCAAUGAUGGGAGGCAACUCUCAAUUUUACAGAUGGGGAAGCUGAAAAUCAGAGAACUCAACUAAUUUGCUCAAGUUUGCAUGGAGAAUCUGGGGCAAAACUGGGAACUGAACCCAGAUUGUUUCAAUUCUUGUCUCUCCCCUUAACCCCAAGCCCAGCGUGUGUGUGUCCAGCGUUGGUUUGGUCUGUGUUUGCCUUGCGUUGGCUUCCAGGGGAGGCUGUGGAAUUUCCUUCACUGGAGGUUUUUAAGACCAGGUUAGAGAGACACCAGUCUGGGAAUGUCUAGGGAUACUUGGUCCUGCCUCAGCACGAGGCUUCAAUAGAUGCCCUCUCAAGAUCCCUUCCAGGCCUACAUUAAAAUAAUUCUGUUUUGUGCUGUGUUGUGUUCGACGCUGAGCUGUUUUGCAUGGUGCCAUUUGGAACUGUGAUCGCACCAUGUUGUGUAGCAGUUUUAUGGUGCAUUUUUUUGCCUCAGCGUGUUUGGUGCCUGUGCUGUUUGAGUUGAGCUAUUUUCCAUUGUGUGCUUUUGUCCUAGGGUGUGUUAGUUAGAAUUGUGUUGCUUUCUUUUCCUUUGUAUUGUCAUUUUAUGCUGUGGAGUAUAGUCUUUUGGGUUUUUUUUUCUGAAUUGCCUGACGUUAUGUUGUGGUGGGUUUUAUUCUGUAUGUUUUGUUUUCAUACGUAUAUAUUGCAUAGCAUCCUAGAAAUGUAGGGCCUCAAGCUGUCAUCAAGCCCAGCUCUCCCUGCCGAGGCAGGACCCAGUAUAUAUAGAUUAUCUCUGACAGAGGUUUGUCCUACCUGUUCUUAAAAACUUCCAGGGACAGAGACUCCCCAGCCCCCUUGUCAGACGGUUCCAGAACUGAAUGGCUUUAGUUCUGGGGCCACCCACCCAGAUCUGAGUGGGGAGCAGCUCUGGAGAGAGGAAACCGCAGGGAGUGGGCAGCUGGGUAAAGAGACUGAAGUUGGGAGGAGAAACAUUGACGUGUCCAAGGUCUCCCAGGCUGUCCCUGACAGAGCUAGAAAGAGAGCCCAGUUCUAGGGGUGUUUUAGGUACUGAAGGUCUCUGCCACCCUGGUGUUUCAGGCACUGGUGCAAACCCUUCCUAUAGACAGAAUUUACACUAGCGUACUCUGAUUGGCACUGGUGCACCAUGUCCCAGUUUGAAGGCUUGCGGUGGUCGGGGGGACAGUGACCUCACGGUACCAAAGCAGGACGUCAGCAGAGCAGACGCACACACCAUAGCUGUCUGGACCACGCAGCAUUCACUGCCACACUGUCUGGGCGACUUUUCAGGGGCCCAGCUUGAUAUGCCUGGCUGGGGUGGAUUCAGUUCAUGGGGGUCUGGGGCUCUGAUCAUUCGGGAUGUUCCUUUUUGCAUAGUCAGUUCUUUCCCUUUAUUGUUUCCCCCCGCACACCUGUGCCUGAUGUCACUCUCUUCUUAACUUGCUUCAGUUAUUUCAGUUCCAGUUUUUAAAUGGGAUCUAAUAAUUGCAAAGCUGAAUGAAAGACAAAACAAACAGAACCAUUUGAAUUUUGGCAGAGAGCUGGUAGAACUGUACCUACUGAAGGUCUGCUGUAAUUACCUGUAAAAUGCAUCUGACGAAGUGAGUAUUCCCCCGCGAAAGCUCAUGCUCCAAUACAUCUGUUAGUCUAUAAGAUGCCACAGGAGUCUUUGGUGCUUUUUACAGAUCCAGACUAACACGGCUCCCUCUCUGGUACUUGGAAUGACCUGGUUCUCUAUAGCAUUUUCUGAUGGGGCGGAUAAAGCAAUGUCAGAGAGCCACAAGCGCGUUUUAGGGCGAAAGGGCUCGUCAGGUGUUUGCUCUCUGGGGAGCAUGUCACCAGCCAGGCCUUGCAGUCUUUCAGGAGUGGUGCGCUGGGUUGUAUUUAGUCAUCUCAAAGUAAAAGGCUAAGAUGGCUGGUUCACAGUAUCCAAUGAAAUUUUGCAAUCAGUUAUACAAACAGACUCUAAUGUUGAUAAAACAACACGGUGUUACUAUUCAGUCCUUUAAAACUAUGUAAUUAAAAUUAUGAGAUAAACACAUGAGAGAUGAACUGACAGCUAAUUUCCAUUUCUUAAUGCCUGAUAUUUUUACACUUGCUCACGCCAUCUGUAGGUUUUUUUUUUAAUUGAUGCACAGCAACCAAUCAAGUUAGUUAAUGAAUGCCUGUCAAUUACUGAUUGCUUUCUGUUGCAAAAGCAUCUGAUUAAGUACCUAAUUAAAACUGUACCAUUUCAAAUGGAAAUGUAUCAACACAGCUUAGCUCCAGUGUGUUUAAAUGGGAACGAAAAGUUUCUAAAUACAUGGCAGGAUGGUAAAUGGGGAAAAUAAUCUGAAGUUCCUCUAAGCAGUGCUGAGGACUUCUGCUCCCAGCCCUUCAUGGGCUCUGGCCUCUUGGCUCCCAGUCCCCAUUAGCUGUGUCCCUCUCCCACGGCCUCAGCCCUGCUUUUACUGCAGAUCUUCACUCCCCUCAACUAGGUGAGGGGGUUGGCACUGCAGCCCCUAAAGCAUCUGCUGACUCUGGUCUUGCUGAUACUGUCUCACAUAUUGGGGUAUUUAGAUUUCAGGGAACGAUUUAUCAGGGUUACUGACUCUGGGAAGUGGGAGAGAGGAGAGGCUGAGAGGGAGUUUGCUCCUCACACUCUGUAGGGCCCUGUUCAACCCUGGUAGCCUCCAUGUUACCUCAUCCUCCACUCUCCUCCGUGUGUCUCUGCUCAUGUGUCAGUGUGUCACCUUCUGAUCAUAAUGCCAGUGGCCUCAGCAGAGCUCCCAGACAGGAGCUACAUCACAAUGGGGUUAUGGUACUGAGAGUAAAAUACGUCGCAAGGAGAGUGUAAUUAUCCUCAAAGCAAGCAUUACAAUCCAUUAAGUGAAAUAAUUAAAGUACUUCAUUACUUAAAAGUACACUUAAAAGGAUUGGAUUUUUGUUAAUAAAUUGUAGUAAAUGUUGAUUUCACUGCACAUGCAUGAGAACGGCCAGGCUGGGUCAGGCCAAAGAUCCAGUAAGCCCGGUACCCUGUCCUCUGACAGUGGCCAGUGCCAGGUGCCCCAGAGGGCAUGAACAGAACAGGGAAUCAUCAAGUGAUCCAUCCUCUGUUGUCCAUUCCCAGCUUCUGGCAAACAGAGGCCAGAGACAUCAUCCCUGCCCGUCCUGGCUAAUAGCCACUAAUGGACCUAUCUUCCAAGAAUCUAUCUAGCUUCCUUUUGAAUCCCGUUAUAGUAAUGCAAACACACACACACGCACGCUGCUGGAGUAAGUCGAGUUUGAUUUAUGAAUAUUUACACUGUAGAUUUUGUGUGUGACAUUGACAAUUUGUGUUUGAACCAUUCUAAAGAUCUAGCUUUUUAAAAUCUCAACAUUUAAUUACAUAAUUAUUGUCUGACCACCCUCAUAUCUGCCCACAGCUCUGAACACAGAAAUUGGAGAAAGGGCUUAAAAAUAGACAUUGAUAUCAUCUGUUGAAUUUAUUAAUAAAAAAUAGACAUAAUACAUUCAGCCAAGCCUACCAAACAACAAUCACAAUAUGCCAGGGGAUGGAAAUUCACAGUUAAGGCACCAACCUUAAUUCUCCGCUGUAGUGACAACAGGCAAUCGCCAUAGGGCUACUAAUAAAGCAUUUUAGUGUAUAAAGUCCCAGAUGAGACUACACUGAUUUGUAAAGACCCAUGAGAUUUUUCCCUCAGGGGAACCUUCACUGGGUUGUUCCUUUUAUUGGUAAUUCCCAGAAGUCAAUAGAUCAAUAACAUUCUAUCAGUUAUGAUGUGGCCAUUUCAGAUUUCUGGGGAAUGUCUAUAACUUUGCACUAGGGUCCUGGUCCUUGGAGAUAUGGAGCCUUGGUAAUAUCCGGCCAAGCCUAAGAAGGAUUGGGCCUGUUUGAUUUUUGGGACAGGCCAUUUUUGCAUAGCAUUCGCUUUAGCCUGUAGAGGGAUGAUAGUUCCUUGACCAACCUGGUGUCCAAGGUAAGUCAAUCUGUUUAGGCCUAUUUGACACUUUUUAGCCUUAACAGUUAGUCCUGCCUUGUAGAUGCUCCAGGUGUUCUGCUCAUGAAUCAGAAAAGAUGGCCACAUCAUCAAGGUAGGCAACUGCAGAUUCUCCCAAUCCCACUAGGAGACUAUACACAUUUCUGGAAGGUAGCAUGUGCAUUUCGCAGCCCGAAAGGGAGCACGUUAAAUUCAUAGAGCCCUACAUGGGCAAUGAAGGCUGACCUUUCCUUGGUGGAUUCAUCUAGUGGUACCUGCCAGAACCCCUUGGUUAAGUCUAAGGUAGAGAUGAACUGGGCACAUCCCAGUUUCUCCAAUAGCUCAUCUGUGCGUGGCAUUGGAUAGUUGUAUGGUUGAGUCACGGCAUUUAACUUACAGUAGUCCACGCAAAAAUGUAUCUCCCCAUCUGGUUUGGGAACUAGAGCCACGGGAGAUGCCUAUCCAUUUUUAGAGGCGGGGGAUUACCCCCAUCUGUCUCAUGUCCUAGGUCUCCCGUUCUAUAGCAGUUUUGGCUUGAGGAGCUACUUGGUAAGGUUGGGCUCUAAUUGAGCGAGCAUUACUUGUGUCAAAUGUGUGGUAUGCCCAUUUGGUCCAUCCUGGGCUGGCUGAGAACAUUGGUGCAAAGCUAGUGCACAGCUCCUUGAUCUGUUGUUGCUGAAUACAUCUGAGGGUCAUGGAGAGGUUCACCUCUUCCAUGCCAGCGACUUUUCCCUUGAUAGUAGACACCUUCAGGCCACUAAGCGUCAUCUCCUCCCUGGGCUGUAAACUGGAAAACCUUUAAUUCUCUGGAAUAAAAGGGCUUUAGAGAAUUAACAUGGUACACUUUAGGUUUGAGGUGGGGGAUGCUAGGAGAUAGUUAACAGCUCCCAGGUGCUCUUGGACAAUAAAUGGCCCAUCCCACAAUGCUUCCAUCUUAUGGGCCUGGAGUGCCUUCAAGACCAUGACCUGGUCCCCUACUUUGAAGGAACGCUCUCUGGUAUGUUUAUCAUACCAGGCCUUUUGCACUUCCUGAGCAUCUUUUAGGUUUUCUCUAGCAAGGGAUAAAGGGUUUCAGAGGGUGUUUUGUAGGUUGUUUACAAAGUCCAGAAUGUUAGUUCCUGGAGAAGGCAUAAACCCCUCCCAUUCCUGCUUCACCAGCUGGAAUGGCCCCUUAACCUUGCAGCCAUACACAAGUUCAAAUGAUGAAAACCCUAAACUGGGAUGUGGCACAGCCCUGUUAGCAAAGAGCAACUGCUGCAACACUAGGUCCCAAUCAUUGGAGUGCUUAUUUACAAAUUUUAUUAAACUUCUCCACCAGGCCAUUUGUUUGAUGGUGCUAACGGGUGGAAACCAGGUCAUUCACCCCAUGAGCUUUCCAAAGGCUAUUCGUGGUCCCUGCCAGGAAAUUAGUUUCCGAAUCCGUAAGGAUGUCGGAGGGCCAACCUACCCUGGCAAAAAUAUCUGUUAAUGCCUCGCACACUCUUUUACCCCUGUUGUUGCUUAGAGAUACUGCUUCUAGCCAUCGCGUGGCAAAAUCCAUGAAAGUCAUUAUGUACUGCUUUCUUCUGGGUGUCUUUUUCAGAAAAGGAUCCAGAAUAUCCACAGCUACUCGCUGAAAUGAAACCUCAAACAUGGAGUGGCUGGAGAAGGAUUUUGACCUGGUCUUGGGGUUUUCCCAUUCUUUGGCACACCUUGAGGACAAUGACAGGGAGAAUCCCCCAAAGUGACUCCUUUGAUUCUGCUCUUCUCUGACCUUUGCUUUAUAGAAUCAUAAAACUGGAAGGGACCUCGGGAGGUCAUCUAGUCCAGUUCCCUGCACUCAAAGCAGGACAAAGUAUUAUGUCAACCAUCCCUGAGAGGUGUUUGUCCAGCCUGCUCUUAAAAAUCCCCAAUGAUGGAGAUUCCACAACCUCCCUAGGCAAUUUAUUCCAGUGCUUAACCACUCUGACAGGAAGUUUUUUCCUAAUGUCCGAUUUAAGCCCAUUGCUUCUUGUCCUGUCCUCAGAGGUUAAGGAGAACAAUUUUUCUCUCUCCUCCCCCUAACAACCUUUUAUCUACUUGAAAGCUGUGAUCAGGUCCCCUCUCAGUCUUCUCUUCUACAGACUAAACAAACACAAUUUUUUUCAAUCUUCCGGCAUAGGUCAUGUUUUCUAGACCUUUCAUCAUUUGUGUUGCUCUUCUCUGGACUUUCUCCAUUUUCUCCACGUUUCUGAAAUGUGCCCAGAACUGGACACAGUAGUCCAGUUGAGGCCUAAUCAGUGUAACAAGAAGGGUUUGUUCAGGUGUGUUAGCAGCAAGAAGAAAGUCAAGGAAAGUGUGGGCUCCUUACUGAAUGAGGGAAGCAACCUAGUGACAGAGGAUGUGGAAAAAGCUAAUGUACUCAAUGUUUUUUUUGCCUGUCUUCACGAGCAAGGUCAGCUCCCAGACUGCUGCAUUGGGCAGCACAGCAUGGGGAGAAGGUGACCAGCCCUCUGUGGAAAAAGAAGUGGUUCAGGACUAUUUGGAAAAACUGGACGAGCACAAGUCCAUGGGGCCAGAUGCGCUGCAUUCGAGGGUGCUAAAGGAGCUGUUGGAUGUGAUUGCAGAUUAUUGUAAAAUUAUCAUAUAAUUUGGGAACCCCGAUGUGCACAGGUGGAACUCUUACACCGUGGGAACUCUCUCUAUAUAUAUAUUCAUACAAGUAAAUGAUUUGUUAAUAAUUUAGCAAAUUUAAUAAUUUAACAAACUGAAACUCAACAAGGCAAAUGGAGAUAAUACAGAAAGUACAUUUGGACGACCAUACUUACAUCCUUAUCUUUCUUAACCAUUAUCUUAGACUUAACCAUUCUCUUUCUCAUCACCGUCAUUGUCCUCAUCUUCCCCGGUGGCCGUCAUUCUGGCCCCUCCCAAGGUCUACAUCUCUCUACCCUCUGCUGCCUCUGGGAAGUUACUUUUAUAGUAGGUUAAACUGACGCUGCCACGUCCGAUGCAUAUUGAAGAGGUCCUUAUUUGUAUUUCCUCCCCUUGAGGUGUCCGUUUUCUGUUGGUUAGUAUAUGUAUGAUAAAAAAGAACGAGGAGUACUUGCGGCAUCUUAGAGACUAACAAAUGUAUUUGGGCAGGGUUUCUCAUACUUUUGUAGUGGUGACCUGUUUCACACAGCAAGCCUGAGUGUGACCCUCCUUAUACAUUGAAAACACUUCUUUAUAUAUUUAACAGCAUUAUAAAUGCUGGAGGCAAAGCGGGGUUUGGGUUGGAGGCUGACAGCUCGUGACCCCUUCCCCCCCUGGUAAUAACCUUACAACCCCCUGAGGGGUCCCAACCCCCGGUUUGAGAACCCCUGUAUUUGGGCAUAAGCUUCCGUGGGCUAAAACCCACUUCAUCAGAUGCAUGCAGUGGGAAAAUACAGUAGGAAGAUAUACACACACAUACAGAGAACGUGAAAAAUGGGAGUUGCCAUAUCAAUUCUAACGAAACUAGUCAAUUAAGGUAGGUUAUUAGCAGCAGCACUGGUAGGGCCCAGCUGUAUGCAUGGAGGCAAACAAUUGCAGAGUCCUGUAAAGCAUUACAGGAACAUGAACAGAGGAGGGACGCGCAUGAUGAGACCAUGGUCAAGCUCAUGGGGGAGCAAACUGACAUGCUCCGCUGUAUGGUGGAUCUGAUGUGGGAAAGGCAGCAAGACCACAGACUUCUGCUGCAGCCCUGUAUAAUCAAACUCCCUCCUCCCCAUGUUCCAUAGCCUCCUUAGCCUUCGGACGCCCAAGAACACGAGGGAGGAGGCUACGGGGACCCAUAUACUGAACCCAGAGGAUCGCCUAAGCAGCAGAAAGCUGGCAUAUGUGAACUUUUGAUUUGGUUUCUCGACUUGUCCUUGCCUCCUCCUCCACCCCCUAACCCAACCCUCCCGCCCCGUCUGCCUUCUAAUUUCUCUCAGUGUGUUGUGCAACAAAUAAUAAAGAACAGUUUUAAAACAAUUUAGACUUUUUCCUUUCAUAUAUAUAUAGGGGGUGGGUAACUUCAAGAGAAACAAACACAGCUGUCACACUGUACCCUGGCCAGUCAUGAAACUGACUUUCAAAGCUUCUGUGAGGCACAGCGUGCCCUGCUGCAUUCUUCUAAUCGCCCUGUUGUCUAGCUGUGUGAAAUUGGCCGCCAGGAUUUCCAAUUUCCAGACCUGAUGUGAUCUCGCUGCUGGAACGAGGGGAAGAGCUGUGGGUCCCAGACCUCCAGGGCUUUGAGAAAGAAGUUCUCCUCAGAGUUGCCUGCACAGGUGAUGGGAUGGUGAGUGAGAAGGAGGGUCAGAAUCUUCAGCAGAAGGAUGAUGUGAAACUGGAACCACACCGGAUAUUAUUGCUAAGACCCAAAGGGAAUGUGUGCAGAAGUCUUGAGCAAGGAAAAUCGUAUGAGAGUCAGCACAGCCCAGGGAGCCAGCCAGGGGAGAAAGAGGGUAAAUCCAUUAAUUGUCAGGCAACUCACAAAGACCUCAGGGGAACCACAGAACAGCACACAAACCUCACAGAAGAGGGAAAAAACUCAUGCACUGAGUGUGGGAAAAGCUUCCAGGGACGCUCAGGCCUUAGUAAUCAUAAGAGAAUCCACACGGGAGAGAGACCCUACAAAUGCAGCGAGUGCGGGAAAACCUUCACUCAGAGUUCUCACCUCAUUAGACAUGUGAGAAUCCACACUCAGGAGAGACCCUACAAAUGCUGUGAGUGCGGGAAAAGCUUCACUCGGCACUCAGACCUUAUUACACAUCAGAGAAUCCACACUGGGGAGCGGCCCUACGUAUGCUGUGAGUGCGGGAAAAGUUUUGCUCAGCGCUCAGCCCUGACUAAACAUCAGAGGCUCCACACAGGGGAGCGACCCUACGAAUGCAGCGAGUGUGGGAAAAACUAUACUCGAAGCUCAGACCUCAUUACACAUCAAAGAAUCCACACGGGGGAGAGACCCUAUGAGUGCAGCGAGUGUGGGAGAACCUUUACUUGGCGCUCAGCCCUCACUACACAUCAGAGCAUCCACACAGGAGAGAGACCCUAUGAAUGCAGUGAGUGUGGGGAAACCUUUGCUCAGCGCUCAGCCCAUAUCAGACAUCAGAAAAUCCAUGCAGGGGAGAGGCCCUAUGAAUGCAGCGAGUGUAGGAAAAGCUUCGCUGAGAGCUCACACCUUAUUACGCAUCAGAGAAUCCAUACAGGAGAGAAGCCCUACGAAUGCUGUGAGUGCGGGAAAAGAUUCAGUCAGAGUUCAUACCUUACUAAACAUCAGCGAAUCCACACAGGCGAGCGACCCUAUGAAUGCGGCGAGUGCGGGAAACGCUUCACUGACCACUCUAGUCUUACUAAACAUCAGCGAAUCCACACUGGGGAGCGUCCCUAUGAAUGCAGCGAGUGCGGGAAAACCUUCACCGAGAGCUCACACCUCAUUACGCAUCAGAGAAUCCACACGGGAGGGCGAGCCUAUGAAUGCGCCGAGUGCGGGAAAGGCUUCACAGAGCACUCAACGCUCACUAAACAUCGGAGAAUCCACACGAGAGAGCAAUGCCAUCAGUGCACUGAGUGUGGGAAAACCUUCCCUCAACGCUCACACCUUAUGAAUCAUGGGAGAAUCCACACAGGGGAGAGACCCUAUGAAUGCAGCGAGUGUGGGAAAACCUUCACGUGGCGUGCAGCCCUUAGACAUCAGAGACUCCACAGCGGGGAGAGACCCUAUGAAUGCAGCGAGUGCAGGAAACGCUUCACCGAGAGCUCACAACUUGUUAGGCAUCAGAAAGUCCACAAAGGAGAUGAUAAACCAUAAAAACUGUAUCUAGGCCUGUAAGUUUCUGCAAAACUCCAUAGUCCUAUGAUUCACGGGAAUGUGUCCCUCUCCUGCCAGGAAUGUCAGUCAGCUCAAGGUGUGGGAGAUAAGGGUGAUCUCAACUAGCUAUAUCAGCAUAAAAAUCUACCCAGGCCUCAUCCCCACUAGGAUUUUCCAUGGAGUUAGGUAGCUCGUGUUAGCUAUCCUGAUGUAAAAACACAACUAAUCUUACAAUAACAACAUUGCUCGUGUCUAAUGUCCAGGGUUCUCUAGCACGUUUAAAAAAAUAUCCUAGAACUGGAAGGGACCCUGAAGGGUCAUUAAGUCCAGCCCACUGCCUUCACUAGCAGGACCAAGUACUGAUUCUGCUCCAGAUCCCUAAGUGGCCCCCCCAAGGAUUGAGCUCAGAACCCUGAGUAAUGCUCAAACCACUGACCUAUCCCUCCCCCAUGACCUGACCCCCUCUCCGUUUCCUAGUCAAAGCCAAUCUGGAGCAUUACGUUUAUACUCCUCCUCCCACUGUUAGAGCCAUGCAGUUCACCCUUUGGAACAGAUUGUCUCAUUCCCAGUUGCUCACACACUGAAGCUGGGUGUGCCGAAGACGUUUUGUAUCAUUUUCCACAUUUAAAUAUAACAAGGAGCCGAAGCAGGGUGGGAGAGGUGUGGUUUCAGCCUCUGUGGCACCUGAAGGUGAUGGGCGAUUUGCAGGGAUUCCAUCGUGUUGCAGCUUUACCUUUAUCUUCUUCACAUUCUGCCCGUCUACUUCCCAAAAUGUCACUUGAAGAGAUGGAGGAGGGAGCGGGGAGGGUUGGCCUGGUGAUGUUGCAUGGGAGUUUCACUAGUUUACUGUCUGGCAUUAAUACUAGAUGGUGGUGGGAGAUCAGCAUGUGACUUCUCUUGAGGGAUGUUACUUGAGCACAUAACCUGAGCCCAGGAGGGAGCUGGAGCCAAGUGACACCUUCUGCCCGGGAAACUGGACAAAGGCUGGAGGAGACGGCUGGAGAGGGUUCUGUUUUGGAGCUGUCUGGGGAAAUGGAGGCAGGUCUGGGCUCCCCACCCCCCCAAGAUGGACCUGACCGAGGGGUCCUGUUUCCUGUACCUACAUGUCCUGCUUGGGACCGUGUUCCUGUCAUCUAAUAAACCUUGUGUCACCAGCUGGCGGAGAGUCACAGUGAGUCGCAGGAAGUGGAGGGUGCAGGGCCCUGACUCCCCCACACUCCAUGACAAUAAGGACUUGUUGGUAAAACAGAAAUUAAACAACACAAUGACCUGCAUCUGCACAAUAACAAAGCUAAAGGAUGAACUGGUAAGAGUCAUUCAGGAAAUCCCAGCAGCAGAGAAGACAAGUUGGUGACCUGCUGUGAGACUUUAUGCACUGAUAAGUGGUUCUUUGAGUCUGUAAAAUAUUUCACCAAAUCAAGCCUCCUGCAGCCCCUCGGUGGGUGACAUCAGGCAGAGAGGAGCUGGGGUGACUAGGCAUUGGGGUGCCUGUGCCUUUAAGACCCCAGCCCUGGGAAGCUCGUGCUGAGAGGUGCUGUCGGUGGGAGGGGAAAUGAAAAAGCCCCUCUGUACCCCCAUAUUUUUGCAAACACGAGUGUCUCAGCCCACCAAGGUAACUGUUACCCCCUCUGCCCCAGCCUCUGUCACCAUCUGGCAGCUCCUUCCCCCGGGGCU
Molecule: messenger RNA, 13201 nt
Organism: Gopherus flavomarginatus (Mexican gopher tortoise)
Lineage: Eukaryota; Metazoa; Chordata; Testudines; Testudinidae
Product: zinc finger protein 501-like
Exons: 3
Coding region: 10013-11527 (504 amino acids)
Biological process (GO): regulation of cytokine production; negative regulation of transcription by RNA polymerase II; regulation of immune system process
Molecular function (GO): RNA polymerase II cis-regulatory region sequence-specific DNA binding; DNA-binding transcription factor activity, RNA polymerase II-specific
Source: RefSeq, a predicted model, not a curated record